AUGGCUGCUUCUCCCGAUGAUAUCAUGUCUUGGACUAACCAAGACCCUCGAGAAAGUCAACUCUUCAACUCCUGGGGUAUCCUUUACCGCUUCCAGACCACCGUGUCGGCCAAUGGUACUAGCGUCACGACGUUAUAUCGCACCAUUCGCGCUAACAAGGAAGACCGUGUCGCGAAGCUUGAAUGGGCUUCGAACGGUGGCUUAGGGCGAGUCGUUAUCGGAAAGAAUACUCUUCCUAUGUCUGAUCUGGUCAGGCCAGAUCCUCAUAUCUACGGCUCGCGGAUAUUCAACGGUCCUGAUGGACUUACAUAUCGCUGGCGACCUGGAAGCAACGGCGACAUUAUGUUGCAAGAUGCCAACGGCAAUGUACUCGCUUUCUAUCGGCAGACAAGGCAGACUCGCUAUCAAAUAGGCGACGUCUUUGGGGAGUUGCAUUUCAUUCGUUCGGCAGGUUCUGGGACAGUGAUGCACCCACCGAUUAUGGAUAUGGUAACGGUCACUGCUAUGCUGUACAGAUUUUGCCAAUUGUUUAACCUGUAA
Molecule: messenger RNA, 540 nt
Organism: Lentinula edodes (shiitake mushroom)
Lineage: Eukaryota; Fungi; Basidiomycota; Agaricomycetes; Agaricales; Omphalotaceae
Exons: 6
Coding region: 1-540 (179 amino acids)
Source: RefSeq, a predicted model, not a curated record